AUGCGGCAUCGGUACGCUGGAGCUGUCCAUCAGCACCAAAACCCCGACGAGGAGCAAGCAAGCAUCGAGCAGAACCGAGACCCAGAAGCUCCUGUUUUCAGCCUGCCGCCCCCGCCCUCUGCUCACCACCGGGACCGGGUUUCGACCACCGCCGCUCCCCGUCAGAGCCUCCAGGAGCUGCCGUGUCUGAGCCAGCCUUCCCGGCGACCUGUUCACAGCGGAGACCCUCCACCUCCGGCGAGCUGCGACACCACCCAGCGACCUUCACACCGAGCCUGUGAACCCAGCACCGGGCAGCAGGAUCCCUGGGCCCCGGUCUGCUCUCAUCAGCAUCAGCAUCAGCAUCAGCCUGUUUUUCCGAGCUGCCACUGCAGUUUUUCAGAACAGGAGGCGAGCCUUUCUCAAAACCAUCACCAUCACCAUCCUGCCGAUCUUCUCCCACCGCAGCCCUCCCCACCUAUACCACCACCACCACCACCAUCGUCCUCCUCCUCUCUGCUGUUUCCCCAGGAAUCUAAAAGGGGGGAUCGUCUCCAAAGGAGUGCCAAUAAUUACCAACAGGCAAGCAUCGUGGACCGCUGCAGGGGAGGAGGAGGAGCAGGAGGACACCGAGACCACAGGCAGCAGCAGCAUCAACAGCAUCAUUUAAGACUCCAACAGAAGGACCCCUCCCCUGAAGGAACCCGUGCAAACUCGCAGAAAGGGCGCUCUUUAAAUGCAUGUGAGUCAACCGAUACUAAGAGAGCAUUCCAGUGUCAGACUCAGGACCUGCAGCAGCAACAGAUCCCACAAUUACGAGCCCAGCAGCAGCUACUGGUGGGGAGCAGCUUGCCUAUCAACUACUGCGCCAGCGGUUCAGGAGAGCUAUGUAGGACUCACCAGGCUCCACUGCUGCAACAGCAAGAGCAGCAGCAGAAAGGCGCACUGGGGCUCUGUCCCCGGCGUCCGCAGCAGCACUGUGAACAAGACCGCAAUAACUCGUCGGCGACUGGCAGCAACAGCAGCAAAGACAGCCCCAACUACGGCUCCAGCUAUCACCUGUGGCCGGAGAGCCCGCACAAAGGAGAGGAGAGGAUCCGCAUCGAGCACCAUAAGGCCACUACUGAGCAGAAGAAGCUGAGCCAUGCUGGAUCCAAGCCCUCCCUCUCCGAGAGCAGCGGCCGACUCCCUCAGAUAGCCAUGAACACCUGCAAGUACAAUGGCGGCGUGGUGAGACCACUAGUGGGCAGCCUGGCGUCCUCGUCGCGCCGCAACCUCGCGGAGCUUGACUCGGAGACCCAGCCCUUGCAGACGCUGCACAGCUCCGGCCUGGAGGUGGUGGUGUCCAAGGGCAACAGCGGCGAAGACCCCAGCAAGGCGUCCAACGAGAGCUUGGUCAGGGAGGGCAGCGGGCGUGAAGGAGGCAGGGCGCCGCAGAAGAAGAACAGGGACAUUGGCUACAGGCUCGGCCACCGGAGGGCACUGUUUGAGAAGCGGAAGCGACUCAGCGACUACGCACUCAUCUUCGGGAUGUUUGGGAUUGUUGUCAUGGUGACGGAGACGGAACUGUCAUGGGGGGUUUACACUAAGGAAUCUUCAUACUCAUUUGCACUGAAAUGCCUUAUCAGCCUUUCCACUGUUAUAUUGCUUGGUCUUAUAAUAAUGUACCAUGCCCGGGAAAUCCAGCUGUUUAUGGUCGACAAUGGUGCAGACGAUUGGAGGAUAGCCAUGACGUAUGAGCGGAUCUUCUUCAUCGUGCUGGAGCUGCUGGUUUGUGCCAUCCAUCCCAUCCCGGGCCAGUACGUCUUCACCUGGACGGCGCGGCUGGCCUUUACCUACACGCCGUCGGUGGCCGAUGCUGACGUGGACAUCAUCCUCUCCAUCCCCAUGUUCCUGAGACUCUACCUGAUAGGCAGGGUCAUGUUACUCCACAGCAAGCUGUUCACGGACGCUUCGUCUCGCAGCAUCGGCGCGCUCAACAAGAUCAACUUCAACACACGCUUUGUCAUGAAGACCCUCAUGACCAUCUGCCCAGGAACUGUUCUGCUGGUGUUCAGUAUAUCCUCCUGGAUCAUUGCUGCAUGGACUGUGCGCGUCUGUGAGAGGUAUCACGACAAACAGGAAGUGACCAGUAACUUCCUGGGAGCCAUGUGGCUCAUCUCGAUCACCUUCCUCUCCAUUGGCUAUGGGGACAUGGUACCACACACGUACUGUGGGAAAGGCGUGUGUCUGCUUACAGGGAUUAUGGGAGCUGGUUGCACUGCACUGGUGGUUGCAGUAGUAGCCAGGAAGCUGGAGCUGACCAAGGCUGAGAAACAUGUCCACAACUUCAUGAUGGACACACAACUCUGCAAACGAGUAAAGAACACAGCUGCCAAUGUACUCAGGGAAACAUGGCUCAUCUACAAACACACUAAGUUGGUCAAGAAGAUAGAUCACGCCAAGGUGCGGAAACACCAGCGCAAGUUUCUCCAAGCCAUUCACCAAGCUCAGAAACUACGCAGUGUGAAGAUGGAGCAGAGGAAACUCAAUGAUCAGGCCAACACCUUGGUGGACCUGGCGAAGACCCAGAAUGUGAUGUAUGACUUGGUGUCAGAGCUGCAGGAGCGCAGUGAGGAGCUGGACAAGCGCAUCGGCACAUUGGAGGACAAGCUGGACUCGGUGACGGGCAGCCUGCAGGCGCUGCCCUGCCUCAUCUCCCAAGCCAUAACCCAGCAGCAGCAGGACUUCCUGGACGGCUUUGUUCACCGCUUUCGACCCGCCUCUCUAGCCUCCGAGCGCUCUGAACGCUCUGAGCGAUCCUGGACUUCCACCGCCCGUAGGCGGCGCUCUCCCUCCACAGCACCACACACCUCCUCUGAUAGUGGAUAA
Messenger RNA from Anoplopoma fimbria (sablefish), 2850 nucleotides. RefSeq names its product potassium intermediate/small conductance calcium-activated channel, subfamily N, member 1a (gene kcnn1a). NCBI's taxonomy places the organism in Eukaryota, Metazoa, Chordata, Actinopteri, Perciformes, Anoplopomatidae. Gene Ontology annotation, cellular component: neuron projection; plasma membrane; neuronal cell body. The record is from RefSeq and is a predicted model, not a curated record. Gene Ontology annotation, molecular function: small conductance calcium-activated potassium channel activity; calmodulin binding. Gene Ontology annotation, biological process: potassium ion transmembrane transport.